This is a messenger RNA of Linum trigynum, 623 nucleotides long. The record is from the annotation of a GenBank genome assembly. Lineage: Eukaryota; Viridiplantae; Streptophyta; Magnoliopsida; Malpighiales; Linaceae.
UCCCAUCAUUCAAUACCAAUUCGUUGCAAUUCCCUUCACAGUUCAAUCAGCAUUCCCCUGAAGGCGCUCGUUAUUGAGAUAUUGGGCCCUUAUGGUAUCUCGUACACAUUCCGACGAUCAAAAUGGCGGCCGCCGGAACCCGGACUCUCGAAUUCACGAUCCUCUCAGCAGAGGAUUCCGCCUCGAGGGGAGACCCGUCGAGAAGAACGAGUUCGCCGUCGUGAAAACCGACCCAUUCUUCAAUUCCGGGUCGACCAGGGCGGAUUCCGACAGCGGGAGCUACCCUCAGUGGAAGGAGAAGGUUGUCGUCGAGAUGCCAAUGCCGCCGGCCAAUUCGGUGACGUUGGAAGUCCGAUCUGAAACAGAGUGGUCGGAGCGGCAUUUCAAGUUUUUGUGAUAAUUUUUUUUUCAUUUUUUAUAAUUAUAAUUUUUUUAUAAUGAUGUGUAAUUUCUAAAAGUUUAAUUUUUAUUUUUUAAUUAUUUUUUAUUUGCCACGUCACACAUUUAACGGUCAACUGUCAGAGUUGACCGUCACGUCAGUCAAAGUUAACGGAGGUUAACGGAGAGUGACCGAACUUGAACUGUUCAACUAAUUCGAGUGACUAUAAAUGGAAUAAAUUAAU